AUGUCGCAACCCGAAGAGAGCCAACCGAUGGAUUCGCAACCGACGCCGUCGCAAGGCGCCGUCACCCUUCCCGAAUACGCCGCGCCAGAGUGGUUGAACUCCGCGGGCGCGAGUCAGCGCGGGUUCUUCAUCACGCGACAAGGCGCGAGCGAAAUCGCGCUCGCGAGCGAUGAAGCGCAGAAAAUCAUCGAAAGCGCGGCGCCGGAGUGGAAGAAAGGACACGGCAAGGACGACGCGAAGCCGUACGAGAGCGCGAAGAUUGUUUCGUUGCCCGACGUCGACAACGCGGCGUACGUCGCUUUGGAACCGAGCGAUUGUUCGACGGAUGUCGGCGCGUUGGCGACGUGGAUCGUCGAACAAUUGGGCGAAGGCGCGAAAUUCUUGCAACGUCCAACGCACAUCAGCCGCAUGAUUCCCGUCGAGGGCAUUUCGGGUGAGCUGGAUCUCGUCGCGCUCGCCGCAAACGUCUUGCCGAAACAUUUCGACGCCAUCCGUCGUCGCGGUUUGCGAUCGGCGACGUACGAGGUGAUUUACGAGGAGUUGCAUCCAUCCGUGCACUUGUUUCCGAGCAUCGUGAACGCGGCGAUCGGGGACUGUCUGCCGGAAGGAUACGAGAUCGAUCUCAAAAAGCCUUCGCACUCGAUCAUUUGCGUCGUCGCCGGCGCGACGGCGUUCAUGUCCGUCGUCGAGCACUAUCGCGAAAAGUCGAAGCACUUCGCGUUGCACAAAGCGUUGAGUGCGGCGGCGUGA
Molecule: messenger RNA, 750 nt
Organism: Ostreococcus lucimarinus CCE9901
Lineage: Eukaryota; Viridiplantae; Chlorophyta; Mamiellophyceae; Mamiellales; Bathycoccaceae
Exons: 1
Coding region: 1-750 (249 amino acids)
Biological process (GO): tRNA modification
Molecular function (GO): RNA binding
Source: RefSeq, a predicted model, not a curated record